Histoplasma mississippiense is the source of this 1011-nucleotide messenger RNA. RefSeq lists its product with no specific name. The record is from RefSeq and is a predicted model, not a curated record. The transcript has 2 exons. Lineage: Eukaryota; Fungi; Ascomycota; Eurotiomycetes; Onygenales; Ajellomycetaceae. The coding region runs from base 1 to 1011 and encodes 336 amino acids.
AUGGUGGUGAAUCUGGUGAACCGGCUUCCUACGGUAUCCACGCCGAAUACGCCGAAUGCCACGCCGAAUGCCACGCCGGAUGCCACCCCUAAUACCGACCCUAAUAUCACCCCUAAUAUCACCCCUAAUAUCGGCCCUAAUAUCAACCCGAAUACCACGCCGAAUAUCAACCCCCCGAAUGCCACGCCGAAUGCCACCCCUAAUCAAAUCUCUAUCGCACAGCCGGUCACAUCCUAUUCAAUUUAUAUGGAUAACUACUUUACAUCAGUUCCUCUAUUCAAAGAACUACGUCAACAGGGGUAUGGAGCAUGUGGAACCACUCGUCCAAACCAGGUUCCAGCAGUACUAGGCGAGCUUCGAGAGCAUUCAAAUUCCAUACCCUGGAAUACCCUGCAUGCCAUUGAAAAAGAGAAUGUUCUCUGUCUUGCCUGGCAAGAUAAUAAUAUGGUAUUGGCACUAACUACGAUUCAUUCAUUGGACGCAGUUAUUGAACGUACUCGUAAAUGCCCAGGGGAACUCUCAACCAAUGCCAAUAUUGUUAGAAAAGUCUUUGAAGGUCAACCACAAAAGAAGCUGAAAAUCCCAUUGAUUAUAGAUGAUUAUAAUCAUAAUAUGAAUGGGGUAGACCUAGCAAAUCAAUACCGGGCAGCAUAUACUAGCCAUAGAGUCACCUAUCGAACCUGGCUUCCUAUUCUCUACUGGCUUAUCGAUUCCGCGGCUGUCAAUGCAUACCGGCUUCAAUAUAUAUAUAUGAAGCAGCAAGGGAUUCCGGCAAAGGAUCUUCCUUCUCAUAUAAGCUUUCAUGAGAAGCUUUAUCAACAGCUCUUUGAAUUUGCACCUAAGAUUCAUGAUAAUCUUCCUAUCGAACGAUCAAAUCCUGAUCUAAAUCAUCAACGAAUUCCUCUUUCAAAACAGCGUGUUUGUGCCUGGUGUCAGUAUAAACGAAAGAUUGGCCAGCAGGAAGGGUUUAUAUAUUACACUAAUACCAACAAAUACUCAAAAAUACACUGA